Molecule: messenger RNA, 3392 nt
Organism: Heterobilharzia americana
Lineage: Eukaryota; Metazoa; Platyhelminthes; Trematoda; Strigeidida; Schistosomatidae
Source: the annotation of a GenBank genome assembly
GGUUGCGUAAUAUGCCGUGAAUCAGAGUGAUGAACUCACGCUCUCUUGUGUCAUAGUUAUCAGCAUAAGGAUUGUGCAUUUACCUGUGUUCAAGCGAUUCUAUCUGAAUAAAACAAUCAAUGAGAAAUUGUUGCCAGUAAAAUCGUUUUGUAGUCUUGUGUAAACUUCACGAUGGUGGAUGUAAAUAGUAUCGCUCUGUCAACAGAAAAUCUUCACAUAACGUCAGAUAAACAGCUUCAUAAGCACCAGUGCUCUUCUGAUGUUGACAGUUAUCUUGUAGGUGAUGAAUUUUCAAAAUCAUGGGAUUUAAAUAAAUUGAAUCUUCCUCCUAAACCAUCAGCAUCAAUCGGAUACAAAGUUGUCAAUGAAGAAGGUUCUUCUCUUUCACUUGAUCAAGUGUAUGCCAAUGGUCCCCUUUCAUGCAGUGAUACAAUACCUGCACAUUUUAAACAUUUAAAGUGUCUAACGAAAGGUAAUUCAAAAACUGUUUACCAAGCGACUUUUAGCGUGAAAACUGAAACUGGAUUAAAUUUUCGUCCCGGUGAUAGCAUCUCAAUAUUUCCUGAAAAUAAUUCUCAAACUGUGUCAUGGUUGUUAGGUCGCCUAACCCUAGAUAAUCUACAGGAUGCGGAUACACCUUUCAUCCUUGAAUCAGUGUCUACGCAAGCGCGAAAUGUCCCCACUUGGUUAAUUCCUGGUCGGUCAACUUCACUACGGUUCUUGUUAACAUACUGCUGUGAACUGUACAUACCAAUAACUCGUCGAAUCUUGAGACUGCUAGCAGAUCACUGUAUUGAUGAUAGCACCAAUUCUAUCAGCGCUGAGAGACAACGUAACCGGUUGCUGGAAUUCUGCAGUCAGGAAGGGAAGAAAAUGUUUGAAAUGUACAUUCAAAAGCCGGAACUUAAUCUUUUGGAUAUUCUGUAUAUAUUUUCAUCUUGCCGGUUGCCUUUCAUACGACUGUUAGAAAUCCUACCACGCCUACAACCACGUUCAUAUACACUUAUCAAUCUAGUUGAUGAACCAUUAUCUCAAGAACAAGAUCUCAUCUUUAUUUUUACUCGAGUUGACUUUCUUGAAAAUAUGGUUGUUAAUAGUAAUAGUCAUGAUAAUGCUUCAAGUAUUAUUUGUCGUUACCCUCAUAGAUAUCAUGGAACUUGUACUGGUUGGUUAGAAAGGAUAUGGUUUGGUAUUAAUCAACCUGAUGAUUAUUUCAAAAAUACUUUUGUUAACUUAAAAACUCCAACUAUUCACGUUUACUUGCGUCAAAAUCUUACACAAUUUAAUUUACCAGCUGAUAUCAAUCAACCAAUUAUUAUGAUUGGUGCUGGAAGUGGGAUAGCACCAUUUAUCAGCUUUAUAAGGCAACGUAAACGUGAUUACCUUAAAACUCAAGCAUCAGCUGGUAAUUUGUGGCUUAUUUAUGGAUGCCGUUCUCCAACGUCUAGUCUUUUAUUUAAAGAGGAAUUAUCUGAUGCAUUAAAUACUAAAGUGUUAAGUCAUCUUUGUCUUUGUUUCUCAAGGGCUGCUAUAAAUUCACCAAAUGAUAAAUAUACACUUGAUGAAAUAUCAACAGAAUUAGUUGAACAGGCAUGUUUCCCAAUUAAAUCACAUUAUGUUCAAGAAUGCAUUUUUCAUGAAUAUUCUAUUGAUAAUAAACCUUCAGAACAUGAUAUUCAAUUAAUGAAUUUUGUCUAUGAGAAAAAUGCAAAAAUAAUGAUUUGUGGUGAAGCAUAUGGUUUAGCUACUGGAGUCUUUCAAUCAUGGAUAAAAUUAAUUGCAAUGAGAAUUCAGUAUACACAAACAAAGAUAUGGUGUACUUAUUCUGAACUGUCUGUUGAAGAAUUGAAACAUGCUGAAGAAUACUUACAACAAAUGCGUAAAUCUAAAUAUUAUCAAGAAGAUAUUUGGCGAUGAAUCAAUCAAUGCUGUUUUUUUUUCGUCACAGAGUCUUUCACCAUACAACCAAAAUACAUAAUUAUUCUUCCUAAAAAUAGUUUCAACUAUGCAAGUUGUUAAGUUCACAGUGUUAACUAUGUUUAUAUUCACCCACAUUAUUUGAUGUGUCCAUAUCGUCGUCAUCAUCAUCAUAAAUCAUUUAUAUACUUUUUUUCUUGGAAUUUUUACCGUUAGAAGUUCCAGCCAAGACGACAGUGAGAUAUGCUAGACGAAUGGAGCUAAAAGAUAAUGACGUUGUACUGUGAGUUUGCAUAGUGUACUAAGAAGACGGAGGUCAUGUGAGAAAUGUAAUUUAUUCAUGCAGUACAUUUCGAACAGCCUGAUCACACCUUAACUUGUCAAGACAUUUUAUAUGAAGGAUGAAAAUGGGAUGGAGUGAGAUAAAUGAAUUAAGAUAAUACAAGAUUUGGAAAAUAUAAGAAUAAUAAAGAGGAAUAAUACAUUUUCACACCUCCCUUGGCUUUAAAAUGAGAUAAAGAUUACCAAGGUAGGUUUAAGGUAAGGACAAACUGCUUUUGUAUACACAAAUGGGCUUUGAACUUUCGUAUAACUAAGGCCUCAAUGAACCUAAGUAUACGGUCUUGACGGCUCCUAUAGAAUGGUCUAAAGGCUGUUUUCGGGUCAAUCCUGUGACAUGUUUCUAUAAUGUGUUUACCUGUGGACUAUGAUGCCUGUCUGCCCCCUUUAUUUACCGGAUUAUUUGAAUGUAAUUACUUUUCUAGCCAUUUAGGGAUAUGCUCUACGAUCCUCGACUUCAUAGUUCGAUUACUCCUCCCAAUGUAUUCUCAUCACACACACAGGUAAGUUGGUAUACACAGAGGGAUGUGACGCAAUCAUUUAUGAAGUGAUGAGGUUUAUUUUGAAGCAUAGAUUUCGUUUUCUCUAUAAUAUUGAGCUUGGCUGCGUAGUAUGUCUUCUCAAUAACUGAAUUAAGACUUUAUCUUAAGAUCAUGCUGUUUGGUUCCCUCUUAUAUGACGACCUGCUUGAACCGUGGGCCACCAAAUUUAUCCAUGGAAUAUUUCUCAUCAAAUUCUUUCCUUUCAAUUUGUUUUAAUCACUUAAAUAUGUCCUUUGAACCCAUCAUGCUCUCUUGCACAUUUUUAAACUGUUUCCAACUCUGUUUCUUGAGUCAAUAACAAAGCAGAGAAAAAGUGUUACGUUAUGUGGAAAUGGACUUUUCAGUGCAAAAAAGUACAUCAUAAUUCUAUCCGUCAGAUGCUUUGCUUGAGUUGCAGAUUUUUGUACUGUCUGAAUAAACCGCCACCACCAAAAUUGAUUCUUCAUUAUUGACCAAAUUCUCAUCCAGAACCAGCUGACUAUCACACAUUAUUGCCUUGAAUACUGUUAUUAUUAACAUCAUUCCGAUGUAAUAACCGUUUCGUCUGAAAGUAUUGUUCUGGAUUUGUUGAGAAAUUACAUGCUGAGAAUUCCA